This is a messenger RNA of Spea bombifrons (plains spadefoot toad), 1891 nucleotides long. RefSeq names its product WD repeat domain 12 (gene WDR12). Gene Ontology annotation, molecular function: protein binding. The transcript has 13 exons. Gene Ontology annotation, biological process: ribosome biogenesis; maturation of LSU-rRNA from tricistronic rRNA transcript (SSU-rRNA, 5.8S rRNA, LSU-rRNA); maturation of 5.8S rRNA from tricistronic rRNA transcript (SSU-rRNA, 5.8S rRNA, LSU-rRNA). The record is from RefSeq and is a predicted model, not a curated record. The coding region runs from base 440 to 1711 and encodes 423 amino acids. Gene Ontology annotation, cellular component: preribosome, large subunit precursor; PeBoW complex. NCBI's taxonomy places the organism in Eukaryota, Metazoa, Chordata, Amphibia, Anura, Pelobatidae.
CACAAACCGUGAUUUAUUAGCGCCCCAGUAUUGGAGGUUUAGAAGAAAAUAAAAUAUAUAUUUAGAUAAAUACCUUUUUCAUUUUAGGUAUCAAAAUCAUAGUAACCUUGUAAAUGUGAUAGUUUUUAAGAUGGUCACAGACUCGUUGGAAAAUGAGUUAUAUAUUUAAAUUUAAAGCACUGGCACAGAAACGCCAUCAUUGCUGAUAUUUAUGUUAUGUUUACGAUUUUUGAAAUUAGGUGAAUAUGUUUCUAAAAUGUUUAUAAUAUAUGGCUGUCCCUUUAAGACCAGGCAUAACUAGUGGCUGAAGUUCGAUGAACUCUGAUAGCAGGGCUGCUCCUAUCAGACACGUGGUUGGCUUGCAUAGCCAGCAUCGCGCAUAGAGUUUCUUGUCACAUUUAUUUCUGUUAGUCGCACGAGUCGAGGUAUUGUCUUAGUUAUGUCACAGAUCCAGGCACGGUUCUUCACCCAAAAUCUAAAGUAUAAAAUAGAUGAUGUUCCAUUCUCCAUUCCUGCUACUGCUGAGGUUACAGAUCUUAGUAAUGUCAUCAACAAAGUUCUUGAAAGCAAGAAUGAUGAUCAUACACAUGUGGAAUUUGAUUUCCUCGUCAAGGGACAAUUUCUGCGUUUGCCCCUCAUCAAGCAUAUGGAUGCUGAGGGGCUUUCAACAGAAGAGGUAGUUGAAAUUGAGUACGUGGAAAAGUUCACGGCACCUCAGCCCGAAGAGUGCAUGCUUCAUGAUGACUGGAUCAGUUCUAUUGCAGGAGCAGAAGAAUGGAUUCUGACGGGUUCUUAUGACAAGACUGCUAGGAUUUGGUCGCUGGAAGGAAAGCCUAUUAUGACUAUUGCUGGUCACAGUGAGGUUGUUAAGGAUGUGGCCUGGGUGAAAAAAGAUAGCCUGUCAUGCCUGCUGCUAAGUGCAUCAAUGGACCAAACUAUUAUUUUGUGGGAAUGGAAUGCGGAACGGAACAAAGUAAAGGCCCUCCAUUGUUGUAGAGGUCACGCUGGCAGUGUGGACACAAUCGCUGUGGAUGGAUCAAGAACCAAAUUUUGCAGUGGAUCAUGGGACAAGAUGCUGAAGAUAUGGUCAGCAGUCCCCACGGAAGAGGAAGAUGAAAUUGAAGAAACACCAGAUCGGCCUAGGAAGAAACAGAAAACAGAAAAGCUCGGUCUGACAAGGACUCCUAUUGUUACAGUCUCAGGCCACACCGAGGCCAUUUCUUCUGUGCUGUGGUCUGACACAGAUGAGAUUUGCAGUUCAUCAUGGGAUCACACAAUUAAGAUCUGGGAUGUUGAAACCAGUACUUCUAAAACCUCCUUGACAGGAAAUAAGGUAUUUAACUGCAUUUCUUACUCGCCACUUUGCAAACGCCUCGCAUCUGGAAGCACGGACAGGCAUAUCCGCCUCUGGGAUCCACGGUCCAAAGAUGGGUCCCUGGUUUUGCUUUCUCUGACUUCGCACACAGGAUGGGUCACAGCGGUAAAAUGGUCUCCUUUUCAUGAACAUCAGCUUGUUUCUGGAUCUCUUGACAAUAUAGUCAAAUUGUGGGACACCAGAAGUCCCAAAGCACCACUUUAUGACUUGGCUGCUCAUGAGGAUAAAGUACUCAGUGUUGAAUGGACAGAAGCAGGGCUGAUCCUGAGUGGAGGGGCGGACAACAAGCUUUAUUCAUACAAAUAUACAACAUCACCAUCAGAUGUGGGAGCAUGAAUAACGAACAUUUAUCAUUUGCAAUGACUUUAAAAUAUUUUGUCUAUCACCUGAACUGUUUUGGGAGAAAACCCACUUUACAAUCUUGUCACCCAUUUAUCAAUGGGUCAUACAUAUUUAUCCCAUGGCAUUGUUGGAUCUUUGCUGCUCUGUUUGGAAUUAAACAAUGUUUUAUUUUAA